Rhipicephalus sanguineus (brown dog tick) is the source of this 1575-nucleotide messenger RNA. RefSeq names its product transcription factor Adf-1-like. Gene Ontology annotation, biological process: regulation of transcription by RNA polymerase II. Lineage: Eukaryota; Metazoa; Arthropoda; Arachnida; Ixodida; Ixodidae. Bases 202 to 924 code for a protein of 240 amino acids. Gene Ontology annotation, molecular function: DNA binding. The transcript is spliced from 3 exons. The record is from RefSeq and is a predicted model, not a curated record. Gene Ontology annotation, cellular component: transcription regulator complex; nucleus.
GAGGUGCACACCGCCGCUCCAUCGGCGGCGGGGGUCAGUGUCUGUCUGUGCGGGUGCGGCAGUGGCGAGAGCGCCAGCUUCGCUUUCCUUUGUCCAGUGCGUGGACGCUGGCCGCGCUUGGCCGCUGGCGCUUAGCCGCCACCGAGGGUCGCUACUCAACGUCGCGCGCGCAACGCAGACGGACCGCAGACGGCAAGCGCGAUGGCUCCGGACUCUGUCGAGGCGUUCAUAUCCAGCGUCAAGAAGUAUCCCAUACUUUACGACUGCAAACGUCUCGGCUACCGGGACGUUGACAGAAAGAGGGAGGUUUGGGAAAUGGUCAAGCAAGAAACUAACAUGGAAACCGUUGAUGAUUGCCAGCGUCUAUGGAAAUCACUCCGGGACCGGUACAUACGUGAACUCAGGGCACUGGAACAUCCGAGCCAUCUACCCUGGGAAGCACGCAAAAGCAAGUGGGCGUACUUCAAUUCACUGGACUUCUACAAGGACUGCGGAAGAGCUGCAAGGUCAGUGCAUAGAGCCAAACAACCACUGGGAAUUGCAGACACGGGUUCCUUAGACCACUACUCCAACGGAAGCGAGCCAGCUGCCAUGGAAGACAGCUUCACAGCCGAAGGCCCCCCUCCUGCUCAUUCCCACUGCCCCAAAAUGGUACUGGCUUCUCCGCAGACUGCUCCCGAGGACUACGCUCCUCUCAGGCUGCACCAGAGUCCAGAGCCACCGGAGAAGAAACCUAUCCUCAACAACGAGUCGAUGGACUCUUUUGAAUCUGAGGUACUCGGCAUCCUUAACCGUCCACUAGACGAAGACGAGUACUUUGCACUUUCCAUUGUGCCUACCCUGCGGCGCCUUUCCUUGAAGAAGAAGGCGCUCGCCAAAGUCAAGAUACUCCAAGACCUGGCAGUGAUCGAGUUCGGCGAAUGACCACUGCCGAGCGAUGCUCUAUGUCUUGUUCUCCGUUCAAGUGCCAUAUUUACCAAAGGAAACGUGGGACCAGCAUUGCCAUGAAGAAAUGAGUAUUCCGUGCCUUUUUAGCUAGACACAGCAGCUAUAGAAGCGACGCCUUGCAAAUGAUGCUGUCUGUGGUGGGCAUCGAAGCCAGGAGCAGAGAAAUGCGGCACGCCACCUCCUGAAGUGGCAGCCACGAUGUCGCUACAGUCACCGCUCUUGGUUCACUUUCUGAUGCACUGUGUUACUCAAGAACAAGAACUUUGUUUUUGAUCGUCCAGGGCACACCAAGUUGCUGGCUAUGACGUUCAGGGAUUUCGUUUUAUUGUAGUCAUAGACCAGCCUGACGACGACGACUAUGGAGACUCUUGCUGGGUGCAAGACACUACAAGUUUUGUUGCCGCGUCCCAAAGACAGUGAUAUUUUCCCAACAUGUGCCAAGGACACUCCACGAGUGCCAGCUAGUGGAAUCAAUUCCACACUGUUACUGUUUAGGUGCCAAUGUCUGUUUGUGUGUGUCAUAAUGAAAUGAGCUGUAUAUGCUGCCAUGCAAAGCCAGAUCUCUGGAACAUUUGUAGAAGUUGCAAGUGCCUUUCAGUACUGUGCAAGUUCCAUCCUUUUUUUUUU